ACAACUCACUCCUCACCCUUUCUUUUUUGCCACUUUCCUUUUUAGCCACUUUUUCUCUCCUCACUCCUUUAUCUUCAAACACUCUGCUCUCUCCAAGUAGUUUAAAUUCACUACAAUUUUAUGUGCAAUGUUUUUAAAAGCAUCCGCAUCUUCCGUAGCUCGUUAGUGCAUCUGUUUUCUCGCUCGUUGGCACUUUCAGUAAGGACGUUUAUGAAUCACGUUAAAAAUCUGGCUUGCUCUUUCGCUUGAAUCUCAUAAACACCUCGCAAAACCAUGGCAAUUGCAGCUUCUAAGUGCCUCUUCCUUUUCUUCCUUUCUCUCCUCUCUUGUUGUUCAUCAGGAACUCUGGUGGGGUUUUCAUAUCAUGCAAGUGGAAACACUACAACUUCAUCACCAGUCAGAACAAUAUCAUUCCUGAAGCAGAACAAGAUCAACCUGUCUCAGAUUCGAGUCUUUGUCGAAGAUCCUAGGGUUUUAAGCACUCUGUCCAAAACCGGCGUAGCUGUUGAUCUCUACUUGAAUGAGAGGCAGGUUGAAAAUCUGAUGAGCUCCAAAUCUUCCUCAAAAUCAUGGCUCAAAACCCACACAAUGCCCUUCUUCUCAAAAGCAGAUAUCAAAAGCAUCAUAGCAAUUGGUGGCAGUGAUCAUACAAGAAAAUCUAAGCUACCUAGGGUUUUAUCCAACCUCAAAACCCUACACAAGGUCCUCACUAGUCUUCCUUUCGACCGAAGAAUUAAGGUCUCGGUAGCAUUUUCUCUGCCAUUUCUUGAGAAUUUGAGAAGAGGAAAUGGAAAAGACCUGCACAGGAUCUGUAGUUUUAUUAAUGAAGUGAGAUCUUCUGUCAUAGUAGAAGCCAAUGUCGACGGAGAAUUGAACAUGGGAGAUAGGUUUGUUCAGUCAGUGAUCGAAAAAGCCGGCCUUGCUCAUUCUGUUCUUCCUUGUAAUGCUGUCCCCAUGGUUUUGACAAUCAAGAGUCCAGCAGCUCCCAGCGCAACUGAAGUGGCUGAGUUCACAGAUAAGGUUUCAAAAGCUUUAGAAAGCGAGACUCGGAUUACAAGUAGGCUAGUAGGGUUAUACGCAGAAGUAGAUUCCAUGGAAGAUUUUGCGCAAAAAGAGCUCAAGAGGGAAGAGGAACAGAUCCUUCCUUCUUCUAGAAGAGAAAUCCUAAGCGAUCCCCACCCGAAAACAACUUCACAUGAUGUAUAUGGCUCACCAACAAUCUUCCCUACAAAUCCAACAACACCAGCAGUACCUACAACUUCUCCAUACACCUCUUCCCCAACCACUGUCACUGUCCCGGCUACAAACCCGGUAACAGUAACUCCGGUUAACCCCGCUGCGCCUGUGGAAGUUCCCUCCACCACACCCAUCAUUCUUCCCCCCUCAAACCCUGUGAGUUCAUCAGUGCCAGUCACCAAUCCAGCCACAACUCCAACAAUAACUAACCCUGCGACAACUUACCCGCCGCCAACUGGAGGUGUUCCCUCCACAACAACACCUGUCACGAAUCCGGUCACACCUCCUUCAACAACUAACGCUCCUGCAGUUCCAGGGCAGAGUUGGUGUGUGGCAAAGAGUGGAGCACCACAAGCAGCACUUCAGGCAGCUUUGGAUUAUGCAUGUGGAAUGGGAAGCGCAGAUUGCUCACAGAUCCAGCAGGGUGGGAGCUGCUACAAUCCAAUUUCUCUGCAAAAUCAUGCCUCCUUUGCCUUCAACAGCUACUAUCAGAAGAAUCCUGUGUCAACUAGCUGUGACUUUGGAGGGGUUGCCACAAUAGUUAGUGCUAAUCCAAGCACUGGUUCCUGCAUUUAUGCAUCAUCAUCAUCAACAACACCAACUCCGAAUCCGGCAUCAACAAAUCCACCACCAACAUCAACAAUUCCACCACCAACGUCAACAAUUCCACCACCAACGUCAACAACUCCGCCAGCAAUCACAACAUUUCCACCACCUGGGGAAGGUGUAUCAGGCUCUGGUACUCCGCCUUCAGUUUUGAACUCAAGCAACCCGGCUAAUUCAGGAACCAUGCCAGAACUUGGGCCCUACACCCCUCCCGGUUUCAACACAACAACAUCCACUUCAGCUAGCUUGCAACCGUCUUUUGGUUGCAUCUUUUUCGUAGCAACCUUAGUUACAAGAAUUUUUUUUCUUAACAUGUGAAAAUGGAACUUCUCCUUGGGUGAUCAGAUUCCUCAUAAACUCGUUUUCUCAUCACUAAUUGCGGUUGUACAUAACUACAUAUGCAAGCUAAGAAGCUAGAGGAAACAUGAUAGGUACUGUCUUGCAUUAGGUUGGGGAUGCAGAGUUGUUCUGGGUGAAGUGGAGGUAAGCUUUUCGACAUGUAAACCCGGGAUGUUAGAAACAACAAUUUUACUCUGAGUCUGAGGUGGAGAGUGCAGUAGAGAUUUGUGAUUCUGUAUCUUUUAGUUGGGUAUUGUAGUUCUGCGUGCUGAGCUCUUCCUAAUAGAAUUAAACUUCAGAUUGCUUCAGAUAUUAAUAGUAAAGUUGCACGAACAGAAAAUUCUGCUA
Malus domestica (apple) is the source of this 2529-nucleotide messenger RNA. RefSeq names its product glucan endo-1,3-beta-glucosidase 3. Gene Ontology annotation, molecular function: hydrolase activity, hydrolyzing O-glycosyl compounds. The record is from RefSeq and is a predicted model, not a curated record. Lineage: Eukaryota; Viridiplantae; Streptophyta; Magnoliopsida; Rosales; Rosaceae. Gene Ontology annotation, biological process: carbohydrate metabolic process.